Cercopithifilaria johnstoni is the source of this 624-nucleotide messenger RNA. The record is from the annotation of a GenBank genome assembly. Lineage: Eukaryota; Metazoa; Nematoda; Chromadorea; Rhabditida; Onchocercidae.
AUGGGUAUAUCACGUGAUAAUUGGCAUAAACGGCGCGCAACUGGCGGAAAAAGAUGUCCACCACACAAAAAGAGGAAGUUUGAGCUCGGGCGUCCAGCGUCAAAUACAAAGAUUGGUCCAAAAAGAAUCCAUCUUGUUCGAUGCCGCGGUGGAAAUAUCAAACAUCGUGCACUGAGACUUGAUGCUGGCACAUUUUCGUGGGGAUCAGAAGGUUGCACGCGUAAAACACGUAUCGUAGACACCGUAUAUAAUGCAUCCAAUAAUGAAUUAGUGCGUACUAAAACGCUAGUGAAAAAUUCGAUAAUUACUGUUGAUGCCGUCCCAUUUCGUCAAUGGUACGAAGCACACUAUGCCGUUCCGUUAGCACGUAAAAAAGGUGCGAAGAUGACGGAUGAGGAAGCACGGAUCAACAAGAAGCGUUCAAAGAAGGUGCAAGCAAAAUACACAGAGCGACAGAAGUUUGCUGAAGUUGAACCACAUCUUAUUGAACAAUUCCAAAGCGGUCGGUUGUUAGCUUGUAUCAGCUCUCGUCCAGGUCAGGUUGGUCGAGCUGAUGGCUAUAUAUUAGAAGGUAAAGAGCUUGAAUUCUACUUGCGUAAAAUUCGAGCCAAGAAAGCAAAGUAA